AUGCGGCGCGGCCUGCUCGCUCGCGGAAGUGGUCGGGUCUCCCGGCCGGCGCGGGGUCUCCGGGCGCCCCGCAGGGCGGGCAGCCGGGCGCCGGGAUGGUGCAUCUGUACAACCUGCAUCCGUUUGGGUCGCAGCAGGUGGUUCCCUGCAAAUUGGAGCCGGAGCAGUUCUGUGGCGGGGGGCGCGACGCGCUGUUCGUGGCGGCCGGCUGCAAGGUGGAGGCGUUCGCUGUGACUGGCCAGGAGCUGUGCCAGCCGAGGUGCGCCUUCUCCACGCUGGGCAGGGUGCUGCGUAUGGCCUACAGCCAGGCGGGGGACUAUUUGGUAGCAAUUGAAGAGAAAAACAAGGCUACGUUCCUUCGUGCUUAUGUGAACUGGAGAAGUAAAGGGGCAGAGAACUCUCGCGUGUGUAUCCGAAUGGUUGGGCAUAAUGUGGAGACACCCUUCAGGGAAUCCUUCAGAGACCAGAUGUCUAUUGUUGAAAUGCCGCUUUCUGAGGCCCCCUUGUGCAUUUCCUGUUGCCCUGUUAAAGGAGAUCUCCUUGUUGGCUGCACAAAUAAAUUAGUCUUAUUUAGUUUGACGUACCAGGUCAUUAAUGAAGAAUUCUCAGUAUUGGACUUUGAACGUUCUUUAAUUAUCCACUUAGAUAAUAUCACUCCUGUUGAAAUUUCUUUUUGUGUUGGAUAUAUUGCUGUCAUGUCAGAUUUGGAAGUCUUAAUUCUAAAACUGGAAUCGGACUCUAAAAAUGGAGAGAGAGUCAAGCACCAUCCAUGUGAGACCAACAAUCCAGUAAAACAGACAAAUACAGAUUUCAGUAAUGAAAUGUCACAGAUUGAGUCAGAUGAUUUUGUUAUCUGCCAAAAGCCCAUGGAGCUUAUUGGUGAAAAAAGUGAACAGUCUGGAGUAUCUGUUACACUGGAAUCUACAGGAUUAGCUGACGAAAAAAUAAAAUACUUCCACGUCCAGCACCUACUGUAUAGGCGUUUUACUCCCGAUAUUUCCUUCUAUGUCUUAUCUGAUGACAUCAGGUUGCAUUCCCUUCAGCUGCUACCCAUCUACCAGACGGAUGCAGGUUCUCUUACUUCUGAUGGAAAAAAUUCAUCUCAUGGAAAAGAGCUACUAAGCGUUUUUUGUUUUUUCUCGUUACCUCACGUGGGCUAUCUCUACAUGAUUGUCAAGUCUGUUGAGUUAAUGUCGGUCUACCAGUACCCUGAGAAGUCUCAGCAGGCAGUGCUCACACCACAGUUUUUGCACGUCAUCACCAGAAACAACCUGCAGUGUUUCACGGUGCGGUGUAGUGCGGCGGCAGCUCGUGAGGACCCCUACAUGGACACUAACCUAAAGGCCUGUCCACCUGUCAGUAUGGAUAUCUGUGCUUUAAGAAUACAGCUUUUUAUAGGCUUGAAAGCCAUCUGUCAUUUUAAAAAUCAUGUGGUACUUUUGACCAAGGCAGACCCGGAAGCCACUCCAGAGAGAAGAGAAUCACCCAGGAGGUUUCUGUAGACUAUAGUAACACCUACAGGACUGUGAAAACCCAGAGCUGCAUCCACCUUCUCAGCGAGGCCCAUCUAUUAGUGAGAGC
Molecule: messenger RNA, 1581 nt
Organism: Chinchilla lanigera (long-tailed chinchilla)
Lineage: Eukaryota; Metazoa; Chordata; Mammalia; Rodentia; Chinchillidae
Gene: Hps3
Product: Hermansky-Pudlak syndrome 3
Exons: 8
Coding region: 96-1502 (468 amino acids)
Biological process (GO): organelle organization
Cellular component (GO): cytoplasm
Source: RefSeq, a predicted model, not a curated record